UCCUAUAAAUCUAAUACCUCAUCCUAAUCCGACGGCCCCAACCCCACCCUCUUCCCCCCAAAUCUGAAUGCCCACCGUCUGAUCCCAUCCCCACACACAAAAACAAAAGUAACCAAAACCCCACCCUCUUAGAUCUAAGCCAGAGAGAGAGCGCGAGAGUCUGUCUCCGACUGUUGGGCUCUUCAAAAUUUUUAAUUCCCAUUUUGCUCUCGAUGGUGGAGGCACAGACAUGGACGACGCGUCGUAUGAGCAACCCCCGGCUGCAGGACACGACGUCGUCGCCGGACCAGGUCGUGGACAUCCCAGCCACGCCUACUGGCGACGUCCGCAAUGGCACAAGCUACGGGUUCUCCUCCGCCGUCGGAUCGCUGCUCUCCCCGACGCUGUCUACGGCGGCGAUCAUCGCCUCCUGGUACCUCUCCAACAUCGGCGUCCUCCUCCUGAACAAGUACCUCCUCAGCUUCUACGGCUUCCGCUACCCCAUCUUCCUCACCAUGCUCCACAUGAUCUCCUGCGCCGCCUACAGCUACGUCGCCAUCCACCUCCUCGAGCUCGUUCCACGUCAGCACAUCCUCUCCCGCCGCCAGUUCUUCAAGAUCCUCGCCCUCAGCGCCAUCUUCUGCUUCUCCGUCGUCUGCGGCAACACCUCACUCCGCUAUCUCCCCGUCUCCUUCAACCAGGCCAUCGGCGCAACGACGCCUUUCUUCACCGCCAUCUUCGCCUUCAUCAUCACCUGCAAGAAAGAGUCCGCCGAGGUCUACGGCGCCCUCCUCCCCGUCGUCUUCGGGAUCGUGGUCGCCAGCAACAGCGAGCCGCUAUUCCACCUCUUCGGCUUUUUAGUCUGUGUGGGGUCCACCGCCGGACGAGCUUUGAAAUCCGUCGUUCAGGGAAUCCUGCUCACCUCCGAAGCUGAGAAGCUCCACUCGAUGAACUUGCUUCUGUACAUGGCUCCAAUGGCGGCCUGCAUUCUGCUGCCCUUCACUCUGUACAUCGAGGGCAACGUGGCGGCGGCGACGGUGGAGAAGGCCCGGAGCGACCCUUUCAUUGUUUUCUUGCUGGUCGGGAAUGCCACGGUGGCUUACUUGGUCAACUUGACCAACUUCUUGGUGACCAAGCACACCAGUGCAUUGACUCUGCAGGUGCUUGGCAACGCCAAAGCGGCGGUGGCGGCCGUCGUUUCGGUGUUGAUAUUCCGGAACCCAGUCACGGUCAUGGGCAUGACCGGGUUCGCGGUGACCAUCAUGGGGGUGGUGCUUUACAGCGAGGCCAAGAAAAGGUCCAAAGUUACAACUCAUUGACAGAGACAGAGAAUAAAGAUUGAAAUUGAAACCACAAAAAAGAAAAAAAAAUGAUCAUUCAUUUUGACUGCCUCAAGAUUCGGGUACGAAUUUGUUUUGUGUUUUAGUUAAUUAAUUGUUUUGAUUUUUAUGGCAUGGUAAGGGAGAGGGUGAAGUGGAAUUGGAACUGGAGUGUAUAGGAUGGUGGGGAAAGAGGGAAAUUGGAAAAGGUUGAGCUCUUUUUUUCUGCUCUUUUGAGGUUUAAUUGUUGUUGAUAGAGGGGGGUGGGUGGUAGAAGAGAAUAUGUAAGUUUUUCUCUUUCGCUUGACCCUGUGUGUAACUUUAUAUGAUAUGCUCUGCAUUUUGAAUUGAAAACAUACAAGUAUUUUAUGGGGAGGAAAAAUUCCUCUUCCAGAUUCAAUUUGUUAAAAAACAUGUUCUCUGUUCCUUUGGCCCUCUUUCAAUGUGCAAGUUUUGCUAAUUUCUU
This is a messenger RNA of Prunus avium (sweet cherry), 1764 nucleotides long. RefSeq names its product Nucleotide-sugar transporter family protein. The record is from RefSeq and is a predicted model, not a curated record. Lineage: Eukaryota; Viridiplantae; Streptophyta; Magnoliopsida; Rosales; Rosaceae.